GUCCGAAAACUGCGGUGAGGACAGCUUUCAGGGAUUUACAGGAGCAAGUCCCAGAGGCGAUCGCAAACAGAAAACGAUGUGUAAAAGUAAUAAAGCAAGAGGUUGGAGGACUCGGCAUCAGCAUAAAGGGAGGGAAAGAGAAUAAAAUGCCGAUACUUAUUAGUAAGAUCUUCAAAGGUCUGGCUGCGGAUGAAACCCAAGCCUUGUAUGUCGGUGACGCGAUUCUGUCGGUGAACGGUGUGAACCUGCGGGACGCUACGCAUGACGAGGCGGUGCAGGGGCUCAAACGAGCCGGGAGAGAGGUGACGCUCGAAGUGAAGUACAUGAGAGAAGCCAGCCCCUAUGUGAAGAAGGGUUCUCCUGUGUCAGAGAUAGGCUGGGAGACGCCCCCACCUGAGUCCCCGAGGCUGGGUAGCCCCCACUGUGACGUCCCCGUCACCCCCACCAUGUCCCUACAGGGGGACAGGAGGUACAUCCCCUUAAAGAUGUGUCACGUCACCAGGAGCAUGACGUCUCCAGACCCUGGAAACAGGCAGUUAGAGCUGCACUCUCCGGACGCCAAGCAUACGGUGGUGUUACGGUGUAAAGACACAGCCUCGGCCCAGGCCUGGUUCGAGGUCAUGCAGUCGGCGACCUCUAACCUCAUCAACAAGGUCAUCACGGAGGUCAAAGAGCACACGGGAAGAACAGGAAUCGCAGGGAGCAGAGAGAUCAGACACCUGGGCUGGCUGGCUGAGAAGACAGAGAAUGAGAAGCAGCAGUGGAAGCCAGUGCUGGUGAUGGUGACAGAGAAAGACCUGCUCCUCUAUCACAGCCUUCCACGCAUGAAGGCUUCCUGGCACAGCCCUGCACACACAUACCCACUGUUAGCUACACGGCUGGUGCACUCUGGUCCCGACCGAGGCUCUCCCCAGCCGGGCGUGGAGCUGUCCUUCGCCACACGUACGGGAACCAGACUGGGCAUCGAGGCCCACCUGUUCAGAGCUGAGACCUGUCAGGACCUUUCACUGUGGACCAGGCACAUCGUUACGGGCUGUCACUCCUCUGCCCAGAUGAUCAAAGAAGUCACUACCAGCUGUGUGUUCAAGGGCCAGGAGUGCAGGCUGGUAAUCCACUACGAGCAGGGCUUCUCUGUCCUGGCUGAGCAGAAUGGGGAGGACCAGGUGGACCAGGGGAACCAGAACCAAGCCAAACCUCUCCUCUGCUACCCCUUCGAACGCCUCAAGAUGUCCUCCGACGACGGGGUCAGGAUGCUCUUCCUGGAUUUCAGUGGAAAAGAGGGUGAAAUUCUGGACCUCCACUCGUGCCCAAAGCCUAUCGUCUUCAUCCUCCACUCAUUCCUCUCGGCAAAGAUCGCCAGACUCGGCCUGGUAGCAUAAAGGUUCUGUUUACCACCUACGGACCACAAGGACUGAACUGUUCCAGACUUCUAGAGUGGAGAGUCCCGGAGUUCCACAGUGGAGUGUACAGAACAGAGGACAAGGCUGAUAACUGAACUACGAGAACAAGGACUGUGAUGUGCAGUGAACUAGACACAGGAUCUACCCUGAUUCAAAGUCCACACAAACAGCUCAAAAUGAAUGGAUCAUGUUUCAAAACACUUGAAUGAGUUGUUUUGUGUAUUUAUAGAAACACAUUCAUUACCGAUGACAUCAUAGUGAGAGAUUAGUUACAACAGAAGAAAUGGUUUGGUUCAAAUCGUCGUUAAGCUGUACAAGAACAAUAAUCUAUUGUUUUGGUACUAAAAACCUACUGGAAGUGUGAUCUAUCUAGCAUCCAUCCAUCCUACGCUCAUUGUUUAUUCGUCAAUCUCCGUCUGCAAAUUAUUCAGCGAUUACUGUUAAACUUAAAUGAAAAAGUUACGCUGAAAAAGAUUGUAAAGGCUGCUUGAAAAUUGGAAUUGUCCUACGCCUUUGGCAGCUAUUAUAAUUCAAGGCUUAGUUUUAUUUGAACUCUGUUAAUGAUGCACAUAAAUGACAUAUUUCUGGA
This is a messenger RNA of Oncorhynchus keta (chum salmon), 1989 nucleotides long. RefSeq names its product beta-1-syntrophin-like. Gene Ontology annotation, molecular function: structural molecule activity; protein binding. Gene Ontology annotation, cellular component: synapse; intracellular anatomical structure; dystrophin-associated glycoprotein complex. Bases 147 to 1379 code for a protein of 410 amino acids. Lineage: Eukaryota; Metazoa; Chordata; Actinopteri; Salmoniformes; Salmonidae. The record is from RefSeq and is a predicted model, not a curated record. The transcript is spliced from 7 exons.